This is a messenger RNA of Sphaerulina musiva SO2202, 2606 nucleotides long. RefSeq lists its product as uncharacterized. NCBI's taxonomy places the organism in Eukaryota, Fungi, Ascomycota, Dothideomycetes, Mycosphaerellales, Mycosphaerellaceae. Gene Ontology annotation, cellular component: Swr1 complex. Gene Ontology annotation, molecular function: nucleosome binding. The transcript has a single exon. Bases 109 to 981 code for a protein of 290 amino acids. The record is from RefSeq and is a predicted model, not a curated record. Gene Ontology annotation, biological process: chromatin remodeling.
CUUCGGUCCUGUUCCACCUCUGACGUUGCGUUGAUUACCUUACAUAUACUAUCGUCCUCUCUGCUCUGUCAGCAACUCACUCCGGAAGAAAGCGAGACCGGGCGGGCCAUGGCAGCGCCAGGAAUCGGACUACGCUUUCGAACGCCAUACAUCGAGGAACUUCCCACCGGCCAGCAGCGACAAGCCCCCGGUUUCGCAUGGGUGGCAGUAGCUGGUCCUGUCGCUGAUCCGGCCAAGAACUGGGGCACCGUGAACAAGAAGCGAGCCAGAGGCGCGGGGACUGCGCAGACAGAUGUGCAGAAGGAAGCAUUGAACGCGAAGCAGCAGCGACAGGUGGAGAAGAAGAUACGAGAACUGAACGCCGACACGGUCCGGGAUGUGCAAAUACCGAUACCGAAAGAUGGAAAAGGGGGAGGUGGUGGUGGUGGUGGUGCAUUCCGAUUAGGAAAGACACCCAAGACGAAGAAGAUUUUGGGAAGUGGAAAGACGUUCGCUCAUUAUUUGGAGGACGAAGAGGCGGAAAUUGCGUUGAAAGGGAGAAGAGACUUGGAUAACCCUCCAGGCCCGAAACCGGAUUCUCAACGUGCGAGUAAGACUCCCCUUGCGAGACGGAAGCCUCCGAUGCUGGUGAAGGAAGAGAGUAGUAUGAGUAACAGUCCUGCUCCGAAUGCACCACCCAUUCCUUCGAUCGUCGCACCGCCAAUGCCGAUGGAUCUGGAUGAGCAUGACGGUGAAAAUGACUCGGCUAUGGAUCCUCUUCCCACACAAGCUGAAAUGGAAGCUCUGUUGAAUGCCCCGCCUCUGACUUACAAUCAAGCACGCUCGGCGCCUCCACCAGCGAGCGCUCCUCCUCCCCGCCAGUUCUGCGAAACGUGUGGGUACUGGGGAAGAGUCAAGUGUAUGAAGUGUGGCAAUAUGACUUGUAGCGUGGUCUGCAAGGAUACCCAUGAUGAGCACAAGUGCCUCAAGUUCUAUGCAUAGGAUGCUAGAUCGGCGAGGCGCGUGCACUAAUUGAAUUGAUCAUUGAGAGGACACUGGGACCGGAAUGAACGGGCAGUUUGUGCAUUUGAGAUACCCAUCGCGAGUUCGUACUUAAGAAGAACAGACUCCAUGUUAGGACACGUCUGCGAACUACUUCGAUUCUUACAAGGACUGUUUGGGAUUGCUGGCGAUUUCUAUGCAUAUCUUCCUGGCCACAAAGGAUGACACAUGGAGUCGUCGAGGUGCUGCGCUGCUCACAGAAGCACUUGCCCUAGCCUGGUUCGGACAAAGAUAGCGUCGUGUCGUCAGACUGCUUCCUCUCCCCCUUGCAUGGCAUGUUUAGUGAGCUUCUCACGCGCCCAUUGCUCGCAAGGAUGCCGAUGACUUGCUCGUUGGUGUGCCUGGAACUUAUACUAGAUUCUAAGUCCAAACUCUGCCUUCCAAUUUCUUGCCGCGGUGGAAUAGCAGGAUUCGCCAUCUUCGUGUUGGUGGUACCAGCAUGGAUUCUUGGCUAAGCCGCUACCGCCGUUGUCAGGCUUUAGCAGUUUCAACGCCAGGCUUUUCAGAAAGUCAUUCGGCAAUAUAUCGUCGCAUAUCUGCUCGAGGAAGUCCUCGUGACGCCUGAAAACGUCGAGCAUGAUAUUUCGGAAACCAGAGCAUUCCGGGGUCGCAUCGUAGACGGUCUGGAUCGGAAGUGCGUGGCACAAGAGCUGAUUUGCAACCUUUUCUCCUCCUUCCUCCGCUGUUGCCGCAAAGAAUACCAUCGUAUCCAUUACGGAAUGUUUAAACGCACUAUCCAUGAGCUGCUGGCCAAGAGCCGCUGCCUCUGCCAGUAUUUCCCAGUCGGCUUGGUCUGGGACGCUGGUUUCAUUCUUCACAGCUCCAGCGCCUGCAUGAGCUACUCUGUUCAGGUCUCUCCCUUUGUGCACAACUUUACCAGAGUACGCCCAAUUAGCGUAGAGCAUGAAUGCAUGCUGGGAGACGUGAGGGAGAUCAACAGUCGCUUCGCCUUUGGACCAUACCCGCCUCGCUUUGGCUUUGAAGAAUUCGGAACUCGCGCAGAGGACGCUUUUAUGCACAUAGAUCUUCGUUGCAUUGGGACCUUGAUCGACAUUGACGGGAAUGAUGGAAUCGUCCGUGGUGAUGAAGUGCGCAUGCUCCCCUCUGGGCAGGGUUGGCGCUGGCUGCGCUCGAAGUCCUACGUCAGCACGUCUCUGCGACAUGUGCACUCCGCGCAAUCUUGUCUGCCUCCGAAAGCUCGCCGCGCCGUUGUGCUCAGACGGCAGUGCAAGAUUGGCCAUCUUACUUACUGACGACCUGCACCUCAUCUCUUCGUCAAGAUUGUCUUCCGUAGGUAGAUGCUGACUUGUACCCUUGAUCUGACUCGAGAAGUGACGGAUGUCUGUUGAGCUGUGCUGAUGUCGGAAACUCCAAAGUUGGUGGGAGGGACGAAGCGAGAGCAACAUAUGAGAUAUAUAUCUGGACUCCGGAGCGGCACGGGUCACUUCAUCGGAACAACCACAGAAUGGAAGCAGUGCGAACCAUGGAACCCACUGGCGAUGACUCCCAUGAGAGAUUUGUUCAGUCCUCUGGAACGAGACAUGCCUACGAAUCAGAAGACCAAC